Messenger RNA from Urocitellus parryii (Arctic ground squirrel), 738 nucleotides. RefSeq names its product transmembrane protein 101 (gene Tmem101). Gene Ontology annotation, biological process: positive regulation of canonical NF-kappaB signal transduction. The record is from RefSeq and is a predicted model, not a curated record. Lineage: Eukaryota; Metazoa; Chordata; Mammalia; Rodentia; Sciuridae.
CCCUCCUCCCAGACCCGGGUGAGGCUGCUGCGGACUGCCCUUUCCCAAGAUGGCAUCGAAGAUAGGUUCGAGACGAUGGAUGCUGCAGCUGAUCAUGCAGUUGGGUUCGGUGCUGCUUACACGCUGCCCCUUUUGGGGCUGCUUUAGUCAGCUCAUGCUGUACGCUGAAAGGGCCGAGGCGCGCCGGAAGCCCGACAUCCCAGUGCCCUACCUGUACUUCGACAUGGGGGCAGCCGUGCUGUGUGCUAGCUUCAUGUCCUUCGGAGUGAAGCGGCGCUGGUUCGCGCUGGGGGCAGCACUCCAGCUGGCUAUUAGCACCUACGCCGCCUACAUCGGAGGCUACGUCCACUACGGGGACUGGCUGAAGGUUCGUAUGUACUCACGUACAGUUGCCAUUAUCGGUGGCUUUCUGGUGCUAGCCAGCGGUGCUGGGGAGCUAUACCGUCGGAAACCCCGCAGCCGCUCUCUUCAGUCUACCGGCCAGGUGUUCCUGGGCAUCUACCUCAUCUGCGUGGCCUACUCACUGCAGCACAGCAAGGAAGACCGACUGGCAUAUCUGAACUAUCUCCCAAGAGGGGAGCUGAUGAUCCAGCUGUUCUUCGUACUGUACGGCAUCCUGGCCCUGGCCUUCUUGUCAGGUUACUAYGUGACUCUGGCUGCUCAGAUCCUGGCUGUCCUGCUGCCCCCAGUCAUGCUGCUCAUUGAUGGCAACAUUGCCAACUGGCACAACAUGUGAUG